UCAUCUCCAAGAAGUCGAUCCCUCGUCUUCUUCCAUUGUCGCACUACAUGUCUGCAGAUUCUCCUUCCGACGCCGUGUCGCGCCCCGUCGGCGGCACUGAGUACAGCUGGUGUAGAGCCGUUCCCGGCGGCACCGGCGUCAGUGUCUUAGCCCUACUCUUCUCCAAAUCCCCCAAUCUGUCCCACCUCCAAACAUGCAUCCACAAACUCCAAGACUCCCAUCCUAUACUCCGUUCCAAACUCCGAUUCGAUCCCUCCACCAACGCUUUCUCUUUCCUUACCCCUUCCACUCCCUCCGCCCUUCAAAUCCGUACCUCCGAUGUCUCCCAAUCAUUUUACCUCACGCUUGAGCACGAGAUGAAUACAAAUCCCUGGAGCCAUCACGAAGAUCAGGUUACGGAAACCGACGUCAUGUUUGCGAGUUUUUACAGUUUGCCGGAUCAGAAGUGGUCGGUGAUUUUGCAAUUGCACACAGGGGUCUGUGACCGUGCUUCGGCAGCGUUUUUGUUACGCGAGUUGUUGGGGUUGCUUGGAGACGGAGGAGGUGGUGAAAGGGAAAUAGUGAAAGAAAAUGGCGUAGGCUUGGCGAUUGAGGAUUGUAUACCUGCCGGAAAAGCCAAUAAACCGUUUUGGGCUCGUGGGGUUGACAUGCUUGGGUACUCUGUGAAUUCUUUUAGGUUUUCAAAUUUGGAAUUUAAGGAAACUGGUAAGCCCACUUCGACUGAAUUUGUGAGGUUGAACAUCGGAUUAGACGACACUGAUCGGAUUCUUUCUGGCUGCAGAUCGAGAGGGAUCAAACUAUCUGCGCUGUUAGCAGCUGCUGGAUUUAUUGCUACCUAUGCUUCUAAAAAUCUUCCUGAUGAUAAAUGGGAGAAAUAUUCACUUGCAACACUUAUUGAUUGUCGUCCACUUCUUGAUCCAGUUCUUAGUGAUCAUCAUAUUGGAUUUUAUCAUUCGGCCGUCGUAAACUCACACGAUGUGAAGGGAAAGGAAGAUUUGUGGGAUCUAGCACAACGAGUCCACACGUCCUUGGAAACCGCAAAGAACAAUGGUAAGCAUUUCACAGACAUGGCCGACUUGAACUUCCUCAUGUUGAAAGCCAUCGACAACCCUGGUUUGACUCAAUCUUCUUCGUUGAGAACUUCACUCAUUUCUGUAUUUGAAGAUGCCAUAUCUCAAAACACCGAACAAUUUCACAAGGAUGUUGGUUUAUUGGACUGCAUCGGUUGUGCUUCCGUUCAUGGCGUGAGUCCUUCACUCGCCAUGUUUGAUGUAAUCCAUGAUGGCGAGCUUGAUUGCGUUUGCGUCUAUCCAUCCCCGACUCAUUCAAGGGAACAAAUGCAAGAUUUUGUGGAUCAUAUGAAGAAAAUUCUUCUAGGAUCUGCUGAUACUCCUCAAUGAAAAUUGUUGUGAUCCUCACUUUCUGUACUGUUAUGGAUCCAGGUUUUGCAGAUCGAUCGUGUAGCUUCGUUGGUUGUUAAUUUUCAUUUCUGAGUGAUAGGAUAUUGAAUAACUUGAGUUUCCGAUUUUCAUUGAUAAGAAAUUUCAUGACGUAUGAGAUGUAAUUGCAACUUGCGUCUAUUGAAUUGGUUCUUGUUUGUAAGCAUUGUAUUCAAGACCCCGAUCAUAUGAAGCCUCGGUUUGAAUGU
Messenger RNA from Cynara cardunculus var. scolymus (artichoke), 1648 nucleotides. RefSeq lists its product as uncharacterized. Lineage: Eukaryota; Viridiplantae; Streptophyta; Magnoliopsida; Asterales; Asteraceae. The transcript is spliced from 3 exons. Bases 48 to 1400 code for a protein of 450 amino acids. The record is from RefSeq and is a predicted model, not a curated record.